Messenger RNA from Stomoxys calcitrans (stable fly), 1287 nucleotides. RefSeq lists its product as uncharacterized. The record is from RefSeq and is a predicted model, not a curated record. Lineage: Eukaryota; Metazoa; Arthropoda; Insecta; Diptera; Muscidae. The transcript has 2 exons. The coding region runs from base 1 to 1287 and encodes 428 amino acids.
AUGAAAUAUAUGCAAGCAAUAUUUCUGCUAGCUGCGCUGCUAAUAACAGCCAGCGUUCAGGCCGAAGAAGAAAAGUCAUCAGCUGGAGCUCAUGAAGAACAAGUGGAAGCCAAGGGACAUUCCAAAGCUGUGGUGGAGACCACCAAAUCUAAACGAGGUCUUCAUCAUCAUGAACACUAUCAUCAUUAUCCAGCUCAUGAGGAGAAAACUUUAACAAUCAUCAAGAAAAUACCCUACCCAGUGCCCGUGGAGAAGGAAGUCCAUGUGCCAGUGGAGAAAAUUGUCCACUACCCAGUUGAGGUGAAAGUGCCCAAACCCUAUCCAGUGGUUAAGCAUGUGCCCUAUGAGGUUAAGGAAAUUGUUAAGGUUCCCCAUGAGAUAGAUGCUCCAUAUCCUGUGGAAAAGAAAGUCCCUGUACCAGUACAUGUGCCAUAUGAUCGCCCAGUCCCAGUUAAGGUAUACGUGCCACAACCCUAUCCCGUAGAGAAGAAGGUGCAUGUGCCCGUUAAGGUACAUGUGCCAGCACCAUAUCCGGUGGAGAAGAAAGUGCCCUAUCCCGUUAAGGUGGAAGUUCAUGUCGAUAAGCCUUAUCCCGUGGAAAAGAUAGUCCAUUAUGCUGUUAAGGUGCCCGUAGAGAAACCAGUUCCCUAUAAAGUGGAAAAACCAGUGCCCUAUCAUGUUGAGAAACCAGUGCCAGUGCAUGUCAUCAAGAAAGUGCCAGUUCCUGUACAUGUGCCCUAUGACAGACCAGUGCCAGUACAUGUAGAGAAACCAGUACCCUAUGAGGUUAAAGAGCAUGUACCAGCCCCCUAUCCAGUGGUGAAAGAAAUUCCCUUCAAAGUAGAAAAAGAUGUACCCUACCCCGUGCAUAUACCCGUUGAAAAACCAGUUGCUGUACAUUUGGAAAAACAUGUACCAGAGUAUCAUGAAAAGCAUAUCUCCUACAAAGAACCCGAGUUUAUACACAAAAAAAUCGAGGAACAUCAUUAUGAAGGGGGUCACCAUGAAGGGGGCCACCAUGAAGGGGGCCACCAUGAAGAGGAACAUCAUCAAGUUAUACAUCAACAAGCCGAACAUCAUGAAGCUAUACAACAUGAAGCCUUACAACAUGAAGGUGGACAUCAUGAAUCCAGUCAUCACGAAUCCGCCCCCAUACAUGUCGAAGAGCAUUCUCAUGGCGAAUCCGAGAGCCAUUAUGAAUCAAAAGUGGAGGUUGGCGACUAUGGUCAUGGUCAUGGUCAUGAAUAUGAUCAUCAUGCCUAUGGCCAUUAUGAAGAGCAUCCCUAA